Messenger RNA from Coregonus sp. 'balchen', 24930 nucleotides. The record is from the annotation of a GenBank genome assembly. NCBI's taxonomy places the organism in Eukaryota, Metazoa, Chordata, Actinopteri, Salmoniformes, Salmonidae.
AUGGCGUCGGUACGGUUCACGGUGACGCCCACGAAGGCCGAGGACCUCCCGGGACUGUCGGACACCUCGCCGGACAUCAGUUCCCGGUCCAGCGGCCGCGGCCACGUACGUUUUGGCUCGCGGGAGAGCGUGAACCGCAGUGAACCACUAAGCGAGGGGUCGGGAGGGCUCACCACAACUGGCGAAAACGAGACGCUCGACCGGACCAACACAGAGCAAGGUGACACAUCACUUCUUGUGUGUGUGUGUGUGCAACAAGUUGACAACUUCGGGUUAUUAAUGGGUCGUGUUCAUUAGGCACCAAACAUAAAAAAAACAACUACUGAAACAGCGAUUGACUAUCUGGGCUUGUCUAAUAGCAACCCUCAUUUUCGUUUUCAAUUGCAAAAAGUGUCCCAUUGCAUGCCCUAAUGAACAUGACCCUGUUUUGGACCGUUAGCCUAAUUGCUCAACUGUUUGUGAUGUCGCCCACUAGUGGCAGGGUACUGUCAAUCAUUCUUCUUGACAGAAUCAGUGUCUAUUACAAUAAUGGUCUCACUGUUAAUAAGCAAUUACUGGCUCCAGAAAUAGUCUCAGCUGGGUUAUCUCAUUGGUGAUGCUUUGGUUAUUUAUAUCAAGAAAGGAGGAAAAGUAACACAACAAAUUGAACAGGAAAUGUACUUGCACAGGCUGAUCUACAGAAGCAGGCACACGCACACAUUUUAAAUAUUUUAUUUGAAUCCACAAAUCAUAAUUCAUACAAUAAGGAUUGUAACAUUUCAGGGCAGGGAUAUGUGGGAAACGGAAAGCACCUUCUUCUCCACACAGCAAGGCUGCCCAUGACUGCUGACACGGAGCAGUACCUGCUUCACCUUGGUCUUAUGUAGGCCUGCAAUCUGAAGGCCAGAUACUGUCAGCCUGUGAACAUGGCAGAGACUCCCCAAUAUAACCACAGCAAGCUUUCACUGAUAGCCAAGGCUGUCCAGGUGUGUCACGAGGGGCUGGUGUGUAAGCUUGUCAGAAAAGGCCUGCUCCAUGUUGCAGUCAAAUGAGCAGCCCACCUCCAAAAUCAGCACGUCUCUCUGGCCUCCCCCCGAACAACAACAAUAUUUGGCUUAUUCGGCAUACAAGAAAACACAUCAUCGUCAAACCAGGCUCCUCUGACAAGAGAAUGUUUGUGUAUGUGUGCUGGUGGUGAGAACACCUGUCUCACCUCAGUAGCUACCACGUCGACAAGGCAGUCAUGUCUUGCAAUGUACACGGCUUUGUAUGAAUGGCAACCAUUAACAACAUGUGCAACAGACUCCAUUACAUUUAAUUUGGGGUGUAAAACACAGAACGGAUCAUGGUUUGCAGGGUACCAGAGUGUUAGGUUGUGUUUUGUGGGUAGAACUUACAGCCUCGCCUUAACAGUAAAGGUAAGAAUGUCCUCGCCAAUGGCAGUAUUCUGGUACAUGGAAUGGGAGACAGAGUGGACAGCACAGUCCAGAGCAGCACGUUUCCCCUGCAGCCUCAGGCCAGUCCAGAGGUGCUGUAGCUGCAUCUGUCUGAUACAGAGUGUUGACCUGGAUGUAGGAUGAGAUGUUCCGUCAUGGGUGACCGAAGCCUCCACGACAACCCAACUGCAUCACAGGCAGUCACUGUCUCAGUCUGCGUCAGUGGAGGCUGCUGAGGGGAGGACGGCUCAUAAUAAUGGCUGGAACGGAGCCAAUGGAAUGGCAUCAAACACACGGAAACCAUGUGUUUGAUGUAUUGGAUACCAUUCCACUGAUGAAGUUGACAGCACUCCAUGGGCAGUCUGUUUAUAUACCAACCCUGAGUGGGAUUGGUUCGUUUAGCUGCUUCCCACAGGAAACUUGGAGAAAAGAGCCUUUGUACACAUCAGAUAUAAUGUCUACAUAAGCCAAUUGUAUUUCCUCAGGUGCAUUGAUCAUUACACUGUGAUAAAGUAACAAAGGCAUCUCUAAAGUCCUAAACUUUGUGGAUUCAUGCUUGAAGCCAUCGAUUCCAAAUGCUCAUUCAUGCCCUGUCUGUCUAUAUACACUACCUGACCAAAAGUAUGUGGACACCUGCUCGUCGAACGUCUCAUUCCAAAAUCAUCGGCAUUAAUAUGGAGUUGGUCCCCUAUUUGCUGCUAUAACAGCCUCCACUCUUCUGGGAGCAUUAGGUCGGGCACUGAUGUUGGGCGAUUGGGCCUGGCUCGCAGUCGGCGUUCCAAUUCAUCCUAAAGGUGUUCGAUGGAGUUGAGGUCAGGGCUCUGUGCAGGCCAGUCGAGUUCUUCCACACCGAUCUCGACAAACCAUUUCUGUAUGGACCUCGCUUUGUACACAGGGGCAUUGUCAUGCUGAAACAGGAAAGGGCUUUCCCCAAACUGUUGCCACAAAGUUGGAAGCACAGAAUUGGCUAAAAUGUAAUUGUAUGCUGUAGCAUUAAGAUUUCCCUUCACUGGAACUAAGGGGCCUAGCCCGAACCAUGAAAAACAGCCCCAGACCAUUAUUCCUCCUCCACCAAACUUUACAGUUGGCACAAUGCAUUUGGGCAGGUAGCGUUCCCCUGGCAUCCGCCAAACCCGGAUUCGUCUGUCGGACUGCCAGAUGGUGAAGCGUGAUUCAUUACUUCAGAGAAUGUGUUUCCACUGCUCCAGAGUCCAAUGGUGGCGAGCUUUACACCACUCCAGCCGUUGCUUGGCAUUGUGCAUGGUGAUCUUAGGCUUGUGUGCUCGGUAGUUCCAAACUACGCGCUUCAGAACUCGCCGGUCCUGUUUUGUGAGCUUGUGUGGCCUACCACUUGCUCCUAGACGUUUCCACUUCACAAUAACAACACUUACAGUUGAACGGGGCAGCUCUAGCAGGGCAGAAAUUUGACGAACUGACUUGUUGGUAAGGUGGCAUCCUUUGACUGUGCCACGUUGAAAGUCACUGAGCUCUUAAAUAAAGCCAUUCUACUGCCAAUGUUUGUCUAUGGAGAUUGCAUGACUGUGUGCUCGAUUUUAUACACCUGUCAGCAACGGGUGUGGCUGAAAUGGCCAAAUCCACUAAUUUGAAGGGGUGUCCACAUACUUUUGUAUAUAUGCCUGUUGUUUGGGAGAGAAAAUGCCUGUAUCUACGAGCCAUGGUGUGUGGGUGAGCAAGCAUUUCAUUAACACUUUAUAGACAGAGGGUGAUGCUUUGGUUAUUUAUAUCAAGAAAGGAGAAAAGAAACAUAACAAAUCAAUCAGGAAUUGACUUGCUGAUCUACAGAAGCACACCGACACACACACACCCGACACACACACACCGACACACACACACAGCUGAGACGAUGCGGUGUACUGACUGAGCAGCCCUAACAGACAAAAGCAGUGGGGAGAGAGAGGCAGCUGUGUCAUUUCAAGGAAGGUCAAGCGCGUGCAGAGAUCGUUAUUUUUAGUCCGUCUUGCCCACAAAGCAGUAAUAGAAAUUUGACAGACUCGCAACAUGGAUUCAUUCACAUCACACAUUUUACCUCCAGACAUCAGACACACGCACAUGCAGGGUUACGCACACACACACACACACACACACACACACACACACACACACACACACACACACACACACACACACACACCUCAGGUGAGCACUAUCUGGAGAGAGACCCCUUCCCAGGGGUACACACACACACAAAGAGUCUGUGCUUGUUGAAGUGUGAUAAACUGAGGUAUCAGGUAGAGGAGAGGUGUGUGUGUGUGUGCAGGGUGGUGCUGCCGGGGUGCGGCGGGGGAAGCCCGGAGGGGGCCUCUUUGGACUCAGAGAUUUUUUGGCGUUUUUGAACACCAUAUAUAUAUAUGUUUUAGUCCACAGGGUGGUGCAGCACCUCUCUUCCAUUCUUUGGGGAGAACCCUUUGUGUGUGUGUGUGUGUGUGUGUGUGUGUGUGUGUGUGUGUGUGGGAGAGUAGGAAAGGUUAGUUCUUCAGUCACCACCACAGGCUGUUCUUAUCACCUUUGACUUGACCCUCCCCAGCCGAUAAGGCUACCUUUGUGUGUGUUUGCUGGGGAGGGUGUGUUUGCUGGGGCGGUUGUGUUUGCUGGGGAGGGUGCGUUUGCUGGGGAGGGUGCGUUUCAAAAUGUGAAUGUUUCUUGGGAAAUGUACACUGAGUGUACAAAACAUUAGGAACACCUGCUCUUUCCAUGACAGACUGACCAGGUGAAAGCUAUGAUCCGUUAUUGAUGUCACUUGUUAAAUCCACUUCAAUCAGUGUAGAUGAAGGGGAGGAGACAGGUUAAAGAAGGAUUUUUAAGCCUUGAGACAUGGAUUGUGUAUGUGUGCCAUUCAAAGGGUGAAUGGGCAAAAAAAAAUAUUUAAGUGCCUUUGAACGGGGUAUGGUAGUAGGUGCCAGGCGCACGGUUUUUGUCAAGAACUGCAACGCUGCUGAGUUUUUCAUGCUCAACAGUUUCCAGUGUGAAUCAAGAAUGGUCCACCACCCAAAGGACAUCCAGCCAACAUGACACAACUGUAUUUGUAUUUAUUAGGGAUCACCAUUAGCUGCCAAGGCAGCAGCUACUCUUGUUGGGGUCCAAACAUAUUAAAACACUUACAUUACAUAUAAAACAAAAUAUAAAUAUAAAUAACAUUAUUACACCACUACCUACAGUGAGGGGAAAAAAGUAUUUGAUCCCCUGCUGAUUUUGUACGUUUGCCCACUGACAAAGGCAUGAUCAGUCUAUAAUUUUAAUGUUAGGUUUAUUUGAACAGUGAGAGACAGAAUAACAACAACAAAAUGAAAAUAAAAACGCAUGUCAAAAAUGUUAUAAAUUGAUUUGCAUUUUAAUGAGGGAAAUAAGUAUUUUACCCCUCUGCAAAACAUGACUUAGUACUGGUGGCAAAACCCUUGUUGGCAAUCAGAGGUCAGACGUUUCUUGUAGUUGGCCACCAGGUUUGCACACAUCUCAGGAGGGAUUUUGUCCCACUCCUCUUUGCAGAUUUUCUCCAAGUCAUUAAGGUUUCAAGGCUGACGUUUGGCAACUCGAACCUUCAGCUCCCUCCACAGAUUUUCUAUGGGAUUAUGGUCUGGAGACUGGCUAGGCCACUCCAGGACCUUAAUGUGCUUCUUCUUGAGCCACUCCUUUGUUGCCUUGGGCGUAUGUUUUGGGUCAUUGUCAUGCUGGAAUACCCAUCCACGACCCAUUUUCAAUGCCCUGGCUGAGGGAAGGAGGUUCUCACCCAAGAUUUGACGGUACAUGUCGCCGUCCAUCGUCCCUUUGAUGCGGUGAAGUUGUCCUGUCCCCUUAGCAGAAAAACACCCCAAAGCAUAAUGUUUCCACCUCCAUGUUUGACGGUGGGGAUGGUGUUCUUGGGGUCAUAGGCAGCAUUCCUCCUCCUCCAAACACGGCAAGUUGAAUUGAUGCCAAAGAGCUCGAUUUUGGUCUCAUCUGACCACAACACUUUCACCCAGUUCUCCUCUGAAUCAUUCAGAUGUUCAUUGGCAAACUUCAGACGCCUGUAUAUGUGCUUUCUUGAGCAGGGGGACCUUGCGGGCGCUGCAGGAUUUCAGUCCUUCACGGCGUAGUGUGUUACCAAUUGUUUUCUUGGUGACUAUGGUCCCAGCUACCUUGAGAUCAUUGACAAGAUCCUCCCGCGUAGUUCUGGCCUGACUCCUCACCGUUCUCAUGAUCAUUGCAACUCCACGAGGUGAAAUCUUGCAUGGAGCCCCAGGCAGAGGGAGAUUGACAGUUAUUUUGUGUUUCUUCCAUUUGCGAAUGAUCACACCAACUGUUGUCACCUUCUCACCAAGCUGCUUGGCGAUGGUCUUGUAGCCCAUUCCAGCCUUGUGUAGGUCUACAAUCUUGUCCCUGACAUCCUUGGAGAGCUCUUUGGUCUUGGCCAUGGUGGAGAGUUUGGAAUCUGAUUGAUUGAUUGCUUCUGUGGACAGGUGUCUUUUAUACAGGUAACAAGCUGAGAUUAAGACCACUCUGUUUAAGAGUGUGCUCCUAAUCUCAGCUCGUUACCUGUAUAAAAGACACCUGGGAGCCAGAAAUCUUUCUGAUUGAGAGGGGGUCAAAUACUUAUUUCCCUCAUUAAAAUGCUAAUCAAUUUAUAAGAUUUUUAACAUGCGUUUUUCUGUAUUUUUCUGUUGUUUUUCUGUCUCUCACUGUUCAAAUGUAUUUUUUUUCUCACCUUUAUUUAACCAGGUAAGCCAGUUGACAUUUACAACUGCGACCUGACCAAGAUAAAGUCAUAAUAAACCUACCAUUAAAAUUAUAGACUGAUCAUUUCUUUGUCAGUGGGCAAACAUACAAAAUCAGCAGGGGAUCAAAUACUUUUUUCCCUCACUGUAUCUACAAUACAAAAUGUUUAAUACCACUAUACAACAAUAUCACAAUGCGUAUGCAUGUGUCUAUACCUUUGUGUGUGUCUCUUCACAGUCCCCGUUGUUCCAUAAGGUGUAUUUUUACCUUGCAUCAGUUACCUGAUGUGGAAUAGAGUUCCAUGUAGUCGUGGCUCUAUGUAGUACUGUGCGCCUCCCAUAGUCUGUUCUGGACUUGGGGACUGUGAAGAGACCUCUGGUGGCAUGUCUUGUGGGGUAUGCAUGGGUGUCCGAGCUGUGUGCCAGUAUUCCAAACAGACAGCUCAGUACAUUCAGCUUGUCAACACCUCUUACAAAAACAAGCAGUGAUGAAGUCAAUCUCUCUUCCACUCUAAGCCAGGAGAGACUGACAUGCACGUCAUUAAUGUUAGCUGUUCGUGUACUUUUAAGUGCCAGCCAUGCUGCCCUGUUCUGAGCCAACUGCAUUUUCACCAAGUCUCUCUUUGUGGCACCUGACCACACUACUGAACAGUAGUCUAGGUGCGACAAAACUAGGGCCUGUAGGACCUGCCUUGUUGAUAGUGUUGUUAAGAAGGCAGAGCAGCGCUUAAUUAUGGACAUACUUCUCCCCAUCUUAGCUACUGUUGUAUCAAUAUGCUUUGACCAUGACAGUUUACAAUCCAGGGUUACUCCAAGCAGUUUAGUCACCUCAAUUUGCUCAAUUUCCACAUUAUUCAUUACGAGAUGUAGUUUAGGUUUAGGGUUUAGUGAAUGAUUUGACUUUUUGGAAAUAAUGCUUUUAGUUUUGGAAAUAUUUAAGACUAACUUAUUCCUCGCCACCCAUUCCGAAACUAACUGCAACUCUUUGUUAAGUGUUGCAGUCAUUUCAGUUGCUGUAGUAGCUGACGUGUUUAGUGUUGAGUCAUCCGCAUACAUAGACACACUGGCUUUACUCAAAGCCAGUGGCAUGUCGUUAGUAAAGAUGGAAAAAAGAAAGGGGCCUAGACAGCUGCCCUGGGGAAUUCCUGAUUCUACCUGGAUUAGGUUUGAGAGGCUUCCAUUAAAGAACACCCUCUGUGUUCUGUUAGACAAGUAACUCUUUAUCCACAUUAUAGCAGGGGGUGUAAAGCCAUAACACAUACGUUUUUCCAGCAGCAGAAUAUGAUCGAUAAUGUCAAAAGCCGCACUGAAGUCUAACAAAACAGCCCCCACAAUCAUUUUAUCAUCAAUUUCUCUCAGCCAAUCAUCAGUCAUUUGUGUAAGUGCUGUGCUUGUUGAAUGUACUUCUCUAUAAGCAUGCUGAAAGUUUGUUGUCAAUUUGUUUACUGUAAAAUAGCAUUGUAUCUGCUCAAACACCAUUUUCCCCAAUAGUUUACUAAGGGUUGGUAACAGGCUAAUUGGUUGGCUAUUUGAGCCAGUAAAGGGGGCUUUACUAUUCUUAGGUAGCGGAAUGACUUUUGCUUCCCUCCAAGCCUGGGGGCACACACAUUCUAGUAGGCUUAAAUUGAAAAUAUGGCAAAUAGGAGUGGCAAUAUCGUCCGCUAUUAUCCUCAGUAAUUAUCCAUCCAAGUUGUCAGACCCCGGUGGCUUGUCAUUGUAAAUAGACAACAAUUAUUUUUUCACCUCUUACACACUCACUUUACGGAAUUCAAAAUUACAAUGCUUGUCUUUCAUAGUUUGGUAAAAAAUACUUGGAUGUGUAGUGUCAGAAAUUGUUGCUGGCAUGUCAUGCCUAAGUUUGCUAAUCUUGCCAAUGAAAAAAUUAUUAAAGUAGUUGGCAAUAUCAGUUGGUUUUGUGAUGAAUGAGCCGUCUGAUUCAAUGAAUGAUGGAGCUGAGUUUGCCUUUUUUUCCAAAAUUUCAUUUAAGGUGCUCCAAAGCUUUUUACUAUAAUUCUUUGUCAUUUAUCCUUGUUUCAUAGUGUUGUUUCUUCUUCUUUUUAUUCAGUUCAGUCACAUGAUUUCACAAUUUGCAAUAUGUUUGCCAACCGGUUGUGCAGUCAGACUUAUUUGCCAUUCCUUUUGCCUCGUCCCUCUCAACCAUACAAUCUUUAAAUUCCUCAUCAAUCCACGGGGAUUUAACCGUUUUUACAGUCAUUUUCUUAAUGAGUGCAUGCUUAUUAGUAACUGGAAUAAGCAAUUUCCUCAACUGUGGGAAGCAUUGGAGUCAGCAUGGGCCAGCAUCCCUGUGGAACGCUUUUGACACCUUGUAGAGUCCAUGCCCAACAAAUUGAGGCUGUUCAGAGGGCAAAAGGGGGUGCAACUCAAUAUUAGGAAGGUGUUCCUAAUGUUUUGUACACUCUGGAUAAGAGCGUCGGCUAACUGACUAAAAUGUAAAUGUAUUUGUAGAUGUUUGUGUGUCUGGGUUGCAAUGCGUGAGACAAGGGUGUCACAAGGAUCAUGCCUGUGUGUGUGUGUUUUGUUCAAGACGCAGUGUGUUUGUAGACAUUUACCUAUGCAUGUCUGUGAGACUGUCACACGCAUUUGUGUGUGUGUGGUAGAGGAGAGGGAACUGAGAGUGCUGAUUCAGGGCCGUGCUGACGGAGGUAGAACUUUUUUUUUCUCCCUCUUUCUCUCCUUCCUCUCUCUAUUUCUCACUCUCCCUUCCGUCUCUCUCUCUCUCUCUCUCUCUCUCUCCUCUCUCUCUCUCUCUCUCUCUCUCUCUCUCUCUCGCUCUCUCUCUCAGCAGGAGAUGGCAAUGCCAAAAUGUCCAAUGUCUACAUCAACAACAGUCAUGGGGUGGACGAUGAUGACUUCUACGACAGAAACCUGGCUCUCUUUGAGGUUAGAGCAUCAAUCAAUAAAUAAAUCAACACUUUCAAGUGUUUGAUGCACUCUGUUUUUAUGAAUAUCUCAUCAUGUCUUUAUCUCUCCUCUUUUGGCUCUCUCUGCCCUCCCCCUCUCGCUAUUCCUCUUUCUCUCCCCCCUCCUCCUGCAGGAGGAGAUGGACACUAGGCCGAAGGUAUCUUCGCUCCUCAACCGUCUGGCCAACUACACCAACCUGACCCAGGGGGCCAGGGAGCACGAGGAGGCAGAGAGCAUUGGAGAGAAGAGGAAGGCCUACAAGGUACACACCACUCUGACCCCUUUUAUUCCUGGGAUGGUACUUUGACCCCUGGCAGUAAUAUCUAAACGCUGUGAUUCCCAUGAUGCUUUUAGGUUGUACUUUUGACUCCCUUGUUACUAACUGACGAUUGCACUGACUUACAGCACCUUACAUAUACUGUAGAAGAGAAUAGACCCAGGGAUGUAAAAUGUCUGACCGUUUAUAAGAUAACCUAAUAUAAUCACACCUUGCACAUCAUAAAUAUGGUCAGGAGAUUUUAUUCUUUGGAAAAUGCUUUGCUACGGUGUUCACUAAUGAACAGGACCCUCAUAUCUAAUGCUAUGUCUGUCUCCCAGUCUCCUCAGAUGGGUAAGUUCAUGGGGGUGUACCUGCCCUGUCUGCAGAACAUAUUUGUGUUACGUUGUGCACUAAUGAACACUAACCUUCCUAUUCUCCUAUGUGUGUCUCCCAGUCUCCCCAGAUGGGUACGUUCAUGGGGGUGUACCUGCCCUGUCUGCAGAACAUAUUCGGGGUGAUCUUGUUCCUGCGUCUCACCUGGGUGGUGGGAACUGCCGGGGUGCUGCAGGCCCUCUGCAUCGUCUUCAUAUGCUGCUGCUGCGUGAGGAUAACACACACACACACACACACACACACACACACUCACAGACACUUGCAGACACACACACACACACACACACACACACACACAGUUUAUUUGAAUCCACCAAUCACAUUACAGUCGAGAAGGAUUCAAACAUUUCAUAGGUCAUGGAUAUAUGGACACUUAUGGAUACAGGAAGCACCUUCUUCAUUGACGAUGGCAGUUACAACGGGUGGGCUUAAGUUAUGUUAGUAGAUUGCCAUGUUUUGGCACAGAGCUGCAGCACUCAUGGCUACUCCCGGCGAACACACACGGACAGAUACAGAUGGAGACACACACAUAUACUCAUUUAGCAGACACUCUUAUCCAGAGCGACUUAGUCAGACACACACAGAAAGUGUUUUAAGAUAAGAGAACAGGAAGGAGAUCAUUGAAACAGGCCUGUUAUGAGCAGUGCCCUGUAGAUGGCGAUUAGCAAGUAUCUUUAUAUAUACAGCUACUGCUCCUCUCUCAUUCCACAGACUUUACUGACUGCUAUCUCAAUGAGUGCCAUCGCCACCAAUGGAGUUGUACCAGGUAUUCCCUCCAUCUCUCUCUCUCUUGUUGUCAUCCAAGUGUAUGUUUAAUCAUGUUUGUUAGGGUUUUAAAAUGUCUGGUUACUUACUCCAGAAUUCCCAGGUUUUCAGGACUUUUGGGAAAGUUAUCUGAAUUUUGCAACUCUGUCUCAGUGAUGUAUGUGUCAGACCUGGGUUCAAAUACUAUUUGAAAUCUUUAAAAAAUACUUUUAGCUUUUGGUGUGUAGUCUGGCAGUUUUAUGACUAUUCUAUCGCUUCCAUUGCUCCAGGCAAGAUAAAGAAAAAAUAUUUGAAAUCAUUUCAAAUUAUAUUUGAACCCAGGUCGGGUUUGUCUGUGUUCGUUCUAACGUCUGAUCUGUCUCUGCCUCUCCCCUCUCUGACUGUACACAUUGAAACAUAGUGUCCUCCCCCAUCAAUACCAUUCACCUCUAGUAAAACCAUAGAAAUAGAACAAGUAAUGAAACACACAUAAUAAAUUAAUAAUGAAUAAUACAAUCUUUCUAAUUCUGAGUGAAACAACACUCACACUGGAAAUAUCCCAAAUGUCAAAGUUGUCGUUGAACAAUUCUAACAUAUUCUUUUGAUAUUUGAAUAUGAAGAAAAUCAAUUUCAGUUGAUUUGAACGAUUACAUCUGACAACAUUGUAGUUAGCAUCAGUAACAUGCACUAAGUCCUUACAAAAUCCAUGCUUCUUCUCUCUGCAAAGCUACAUUUCUUCCAUUGAUCUCCCUCAUCUAUGGGCCCUGGUCAAAAGUAGUGCACUAUAUAGGGAAUAGGAUGCCAUUUGGGACUCAACCUUUGCUCAUUGCUACAGUCUUAGUGUGUUGUCUCUCAUCAUCAUAAUACUGUACUGUUCUACUCUCUUCCAUGCUCUUUCUCCUUCUCUCCCUUUUUGUCUUCCGUAACGCCCAUAAUGAUACUAACACCCAUCCCAUUACUUCUCUCCCUCCCUCCCACCCCCUCCUUCUCCAUCCCUCUCUCUUUACUUCUCUCCCUCCCACCCCCUCCUUCUCUAUCCGUCUCUUCUCUCCCUCCCACCCCCUCCCUCUCCAUCACUCUCUCUUUACUUCUCUCCCUCCCACCCCCUCCUUCUCCAUCCCUCUUUUCUCUCUCUUCCCCCCUCCUCCCCCACCCCUUCCCCUUCUCUGUCUCUUCUCUCUCCCUCCCCCCAUCUUGCGUUCCCCCUCUUCUCUCCUCUCCAGCAGGCGGUUCCUACUUCAUGAUCAGUCGUUCUCUAGGGGCCAGAGUUUGGGGGGGCGGUGGGGCUGUGCUUCUACCUGGGCACCACUUUCGCCGGGGCCAUGUACAUCCUGGGAGCCAUCGAGAUCCUGCUGGUGGGUGGGAGAGCCUUCGUUGCCCCCUCCUCUUCCUCACCAUCAUUAUAACCAUCAUUAUCAUCAUCAUUAUAAUGUCAUUAUCAUCAUCAUUAUAAUGUCAUUAUCAUCAUCAUUAUAACCAUCAUUAUCAUCAUUAUAACCAUCAUUAUAACCGCCAUCAAAUGUCUCUGAUAUUCAUUAUCAUCGUUAUUGUAUGUUCAUGUUGACUGUAUACAGUGCAUUCGGAAAGUAUUCAGACCCCUUGACUUUUUCCACAUUUUGUUAGGUUUCAGCCUUAUUCUAAAGUUGAUUAAAUUGUUUUUUCCCCUCAUUAAUCUCCACACAAUACCCCAUAAUGACAAAGCAAAAACAGGUUUUUAGAAUUUUUGGCAAAUGAAUUAAAAAUAAACAACAGAAAUAUAUUUACAUAAGUAUUCAGACCCUUUACUCAGUACUUUGUUGAAGCACCUUUGGCAGCGAUUACAGCCUCAAGUCUUCUUGAGUAUGACGCUACAAGCUUGGCACACCUGUAUUUGGGGAGUUUCUCCCAUUCUUCUCUGCAGAUCCUCUCAAGCUAUGUCAGGUUGGAUGGGGAGUGUCGCUGCACAGCUAUUUUCAGGUCUCCAGAGAUGUUCGAUUGGGUUCAAGUCCGGGCUCUGGCUGGGCCGCUCAAGAACAUUCAGAGACUUGUCCCGAAGCCACUCCUGUGUUGUCUUGGCUGUGUGCUUCGGGUUGUUGUCCUGUUGGAAGGUGAACCUUCGCCUCAGUCUGAGGUCCUGAGUGCUCUGGAGCAGGUUUUCAUCAAGGAUCUCUCUAUACUUUGCUCCGUUCAUCUUUCCCUCGAUCCUGACUAGUCUCCCAGUCCCUGCCGCUGAAAAACAUCCCCACAGCAUGAUGCUGCCACCACCAUGCCUAACCAUAGGGAUGGUGCCAGGUUUCCUCCAGACGUGACGCUUGGCAUUCAGGCUAAAGAGUUCAAUUUGGUUUCUUCAGACCAGAGAAUCUUGUUUCUCAUGGUCUGAGAGUCCUUUAGGUGCCUUUUGGCAAACUCCAAGCGGGCUGUCAUGUGCCUUUUAAUGAGGAGUGGCUUCUGUCUGGCCACGCUACCAUAAAGGCCUGAUUGGUGGAGUGCUGCAGAGAUGGUUGUCCUUCUGGAAGGUUCUCCCAUCUCCACAGAGGAACUCUGGAGCUCUGUCAGAGUGACCAUCGGGUUCUUGGUCACCUCCCUGACCAGGCCCCUUCUCCCCAAUUGCUCAGGUUGGCCAGGCGGCCAACACUACGAAGAGUCUUGGUGGUUCCAAACUUCUUCCAUUUAAGAAUGAUGGAGGCCACUGUGUUCUUGGGGAUCUUCAAUGCUGCAGAAAUGAUUUAGUACCCUUCCCCAGAUCUGUGCCUCGACACAAUCCUGUCUGGGAGCUCUACGGACAAUUCCUUCGACCUCAUGGCUUGGUUUUUGCUCUGACAUGCACUGUCAACUGUGGGACUUUAUAUACACAGGUGUGUGCCUUUCCAAAUCAUGUCCAGUCAAUUGAAUUUACCACAGGUGGACUCCAAUCAAGUUGUCGAAACAUCUCUAGGAUGAUCAAUGGAAACAGGAUGCACCUGAGCUCAAUUUCGAGUCUCAUAGCAAAGGGUCUGAAUACUUAUGUAAAUGAGGUAUUUCAGUUUUUAAUUUUUAAUACAUUUGCAAAAAUGUCAUUAUGGGGUAUUGUGUGUAGAUUGAUGAGGAAAGCAAUCAAUUUAAUCUACUUUAGAAUAAAGCUGUAACGUAACAAAAUGUGGAAAAAGUCAAGGGGUCUGAAUACUUUCCCAAUGCACUGUAAGUGUUCACAUUACACGGACAGUUUUGUCAGCAUGGGCAUUCAUAUAUACCAUAUGUAUCUCCGGCAUCUACUCCCCCUCACCAAUCCAUAUAUAUUGUUUGAUUUUGAGUGUAUGUUAUCUUAACCCCCCUCCCCCCUUCUCCCCCCCCCUCCCAGAUGUACAUCGCCCCAUGGGCGGCCAUCUUUGUCUCCAGCGGUCCGGACGGUGAGGGAGCAGCCAUGUUGAACAACAUGAGGGUCUACGGCACCAUCUUCCUCCUCCUCAUGGCGUUACUGGUCUUUGUCGGCGUCAAAUAUGUCAACAAGCUGGCGUCUGUCUUCCUGGCCUGUGUUAUCAUCUCAAUCCUGUCCAUCUACACCGGAGCGCUGGUCUCUGCCUUCAGCCCACCCAGUUUCCCGUGAGUUCCUCCUUUGUGAUGGUAGAACGGUUUGAUUGACAGAUUCAUGGUAUUAUCAGAGUUGAUUAUGGGUUCCAUUUUAGUCUCAAAGAAAUAAGAAACUAAUCUGAUGUGUUUCCAUUGACAUGCCUGAUUACACUUUCAUCGGCAGUAACACCAGGGAGAAACCUGAGAACGUUGUAACCACUCUCAUUGAAACAUACACGUACCCUUAUUGACCCAUUGUAUCUGUCAAGAAUUUCACACCACCCUUACUGCCAAACACUUAAACUUGACUGAUGCCCUAAUCGACCAAUCUGUUCACUGUCGUCUCUGUGAUUGACCAAUCCCGUGCUCUAAUCCUCUCCUCCUCCCUCCUCCUCAGGGUGUGUAUGCUGGGUAACCGUACCCUGUCAGGACACAUCCUCCAUGAUAGUCCCUGUGCCAAGACCACCCUGCCCAAAGAACCACCCAGACCUGUGGAUACCAACCUUACACUCGCAGGUAAGACCAUCAAUAUUACCUUUCAAUUUGAAAAAAUGCCAUAGUCAAUUAUAAUGAGAAACAUUUUUAUGUGCUAAUGUUAACCCUCAGUUCUCUCUCGGUCGAUUCUGUUUGGCAUCUCACUAUGGGACACGCCCACUUGCGGGUCAUUUGCUGAAGCCUUAAUCAAUCACGCCUAACAGGCCAAUCAAGACUUUGAAGGUGUUAGAUCUGCCUGCCAUUCUAACACUGUUAGAAUUCCUCAUUCUCCACCUCUUUACUCGCUUGUUCAUUAUCGUCCCUAAUAUCAACUAAUCAACCAAUUAUUCUCCUAGGAAACGGCACGGUGCCCUCAACCUUUGAUCCCUCCCUGCCCUCCUCUGAGGCGACCACGGCCCUGUGGCUGCAGUUCUGUGAAGGCCCAGACCUCAACGCUUCCUGUGACAACUACUUUACCCUCAGCAACAUCUCUGAGAUACCUGGCAUACCAGGCCUGGCCAGUGGAGUUAUCACAGGUACAUUCUCUGUCUCUCUCUCUUUCUCUCGCUCUCUCUCUGUCUCUGUCUCUCUCUCUAAUACUUUGUGUUCUCCCCAUAGAGAACAUAUGGAGUGUUUACCUCAGUAAAGGGGACGUCCUGGAGAAAGGGUCACUCCCCUCGCCCAGACCCCGCCCACCCACCCACCAAUCGGCUGCCCUAUGUCUUCGCUGACAUCACCACCUCCUUCACGCUGUUGGUGGGAAUCUUCUUCCCCUCAGUCACAGGUAUUUUCCCUCCUCUUUUUGUCUCUCCUGAUCCCAAUACCUCCCUACCCUCUUGGACCUCUUGAUGUUUAUAUCGGUAUAAGCCGUGCAGCGGUGGAGCUCCCACCAUAAUGUGUACAGCUCUGCAGAAACAGAGGGGAGGGGUAGGGAGGGAUUUGGGACAGGCUGUCCCAGCUGUAAAAUUAUUUGUGGCUUCAUACACCAACCCUGUUGUGACACAAGUCUCUCUCUCUUUCUCUCUCUCUCUCUUUCUCUCUCUCCCGCAUCACUAUAUUCCUUCCACUUCUCCCCUCUCCAGGUAUAAUGGCUGGUUCUAACCGGUCUGGGGACCUGAAAGAUGCUCAGCGAUCCAUCCCCAUAGGAACCAUCAUGGCCAUCCUCACUACGUCCCUCGUCUGUAUCCUUCACUAUGGACAAUAAAGCUUUCAGAUUUCGAAUUGAGAAUAUCUAUCUGGUUGUGUCCGAAUUGACACCCUAUUACCUACAUAGUGCACUACAUUUGACUAGGGCUCUUGUCAAAAGUAGUUCAGUGUUUAGGGGGACAUUUCAGACACAACCUAGAACAAAGCUUUUGUAUUUUGAAUUGAAAAUAUGUCACAUCUAAACUCUGUCCUAAUCUUAGAAUUAGAAUGAUUCUAGUUACACACACCUGCAUACUGCUUAGUGUGUGGUAAUGGGUUGAUAUUGGGACAGAGUUCAGGACUCUGUUGUGUUGUGGUUUAGGUGUGAUGUGACUAGUGGGUUACUUACCUGAGUGGCCUGGACAGACCUGAGCAGUGUGGUGCUGUUUGGAGCCUGCAUCGAAGGAGUGGUGCUCAGAGACAAGUUAGUAUAUUGUUGUCUGUUUGUGUGUGUUUCAGGGUGAGGUUCAUUUAAAUUCAGUCAAUUUAGGAAGUAAACUGAAAUUGAUGUGUGUCUUGGCCUUCUUAGGACAAAUUCUGUGGUCACACUAACUGACCUGUCUGUCUGUCUGAAGGUUUGGAGACUCAGUGAAGUCACACUAACUGACCUGUCUGUCUGUCUGAUGGUUUGGAGACUCCGUGAAGUCACACUAACUGACCUGUCUGUCUGAUGGUUUGGAGACUCCGUGAAGUCACACUAACUGACCUGUCUGUCUGAUGGUUUGGAGACUCCGUGAAGUCACACUAACUGACCUGUCUGUCUGUCUGUAGGUUUGGAGACUCAGUGAAGUCACACUAACUGACCUGUCUGUCUGUCUGAAGGUUUGGAGACUCCGUGAAGUCACACUAACUGACCUGUCUGUCUGUCUGAUGGUUUGGAGACUCAGUGAAGUCACACUAACUGACCUGUCUGUCUGAUGGUUUGGAGACUCAGUGAAGUCACACUAACUGACCUGUCUGUCUGAUGGUUUGGAGACUCAGUGAAGUCACACUAACUGACCUGUCUGUCUGUCUGAUGGUUUGGAGACUCAGUGAAGUCACACUAACUGACCUGUCUGUCUGAUGGUUUGGAGACUCAGUGAAGUCACACUAACUGACCUGUCUGUCUGAUGGUUUGGAGACUCAGUGAAGUCACACUAACUGACCUGUCUGUCUGUCUGAAGGUUUGGAGACUCAGUGAAGUCACACUAACUGACCUGUCUGUCUGUCUGUAGGUUUGGAGACUCGGUGAAGGGAAACCUGGUGGUGGGAACCCUGUCUUGGCCCUCCCCCUGGGUCAUUGUGAUUGGCUCCUUCUUCUCGACGUGCGGCGCUGGCCUCCAAUCACUGACGGGCGCUCCCCGCCUCCUCCAGGCCAUCGCCAAGGACAACAUCAUCCCCUUCCUCAGGGUGAGAUAUACUACAACACUCGUUUAUCUAUCUCCUUUCUCUCUCUCUCUCUCUCUGAUGUUAUAAUGUUCUCUCUGUCCAGGUUUUUGGUCAUGGCAAGGCAAAUGGAGAGCCUACCUGGGCUCUGCUCCUGACAGCUCUGAUCGCUGAGCUGGGAAUCCUCAUUGCUUCUCUGGACCUGGUGGCACCCAUCCUCUCCAUGUGAGUGUGUGUUUCUUGGAGAGAGAGCGAGAAAGUGUGUGUGUGUGUGCAUGAGAGUGAUUGUGCGUUUGUCUGAGUGUAUGGAUAAUGAUCCAGUGGAGCCUGAGUCCCACAUCUCCCUCUCUCUGUAGGUUCUUCCUGAUGUGCUAUCUGUUUGUCAACCUGGCCUGUGCUCUGCAGACGCUCCUGAGAACUCCCAACUGGAGACCACGCUUCUCCUACUACCACUGGUAUGCAUACGCAUCAGUGGAGGCUGGUGGGAGGAGCUAUAGGAGGAUGGGCUCAUUGUAAAGACUGGAAUGGAAUCAAAGGAACAGUAUCAAACAUAAAAUAUAUGGAAACCACGUUCCAUCCAUUCCAUUCCAGCCAUUACAAUGAGCCCGUCCUACAGCUCCUCCCACCAGUCUCCUCUGUCACACACAUUCUAUAUACUUUAUGUACGCAUCUCAUUUUUAUGAAUGGAGAAGGACUUUUCAAGUGUGAUUGACUAUUUUCUAUUUCUCUCUUUCUCAAGUGCGAUCAGGGCUUGACAUUACCUUUUUUGUUGUCAAAAAUGGUCUGUAACACCGAUCAAUGUAUGAUGCAAGGAACCCCUUUACAAAAUAAAAUGCAUUAGUAUCUUUUUUUACCAUAGAGAAUCAGACAAAAAUAUUGGCUUCUCUGCAUAUUAAAGUAUUUCUCAAAAUACAACACUGCCCCUUUAAGGCUCUCCUGGAGGAUGAUUGGCCACCCUUGGUAGCCUAUAAAAUAUUACAACAUUACAAUUACAAUUGAUCCCAUUCUGAUCGGAGUAAUUGUUUUGAUAUUGCGAUAUUAUAGUUUUUUUGACUUGUCCAUUCAGACAACUUGAAUCUAUAUUCUUCUUGUUCGACAAUUUUAUUUUUACUUGUCCUAUUUAUUUAUUUUACUCGUCCCGGACAAGCAUUAAUGUUGAGCCCUGCGUGAUGAUUGAUUAUCUUCUCUCUCUCUGUCUCUCUCUCUCUGUCUGUCUCUCUCUCUCUAGGACCUUGUCAUUUUUGGGUAUGAUCAUCUGCUUGGCGCUGAUGUUCAUAUCGUCAUGGUACUAUGCUAUUGUUGCUAUAGUGAUUGCUGGCAUGAUCUACAAAUACAUCGAGUACCACGGGUAGGUUUCCAUGGGGACCUGCUGGAACCAGCCAGUUGUAUCGGUGUGUGUGUGUUUCAGAUUUUGUGGUGUGUGUGUGGGCUUGUGUGAAUGGAGGUCACAGAAAUCCAAAAAUAUAUUUUGUGAAGGAAGAUGAAUAUAUUUAGACAAAGUGUGGGUGUAUGAGUUGUCUAAUAAUGUGUGUGUGUGUGUGACCCUGCGUGUGUUUCAGGGCAGAGAAGGAGUGGGGAGAUGGUAUCCGGGGUCUGUCCCUCAGCGCUGCUCGCUACGCCCUCUUGAGGUUGGAAGAGGGACCACCACACACCAAGAACUGGAGGUAUAGUAGACACAACCACACACACACACACACACAGCCACACACACACACACACACAGCCACACACACAACCUCAUACACACACACACACACACACACACAUACAGCCAUCUAUACACACCAAGAACUGGAGGUAAAGUAUAGCAGUAUACCGUUAACAGCGACACGCACACACACACACACUCAUGCACAACCACUCAUGUAUACACACCCAAUCUCACGCCUUUACAAUCUCACUCUCUCUCUCUCUCUCCCUCCUCCAGACCCCAGCUCUUAGUUCUAUUGAAGUUAGAUGAGGAUGCCUAUGUCAAGUCUCCCCGCCUGCUAACCUUUGCAUCUCAGCUGAAGGCAGGUAAAGGUCUGACCAUCGUAGGGACCGUCAUCACUGGAAACUACCUCCACAGCUAUGGAGAGGCACUGGCUGCAGAACAGGUCGGUCUCUCUUUUCUCUCUGUCUCGCUCUCUUGGUGCAUUUCUCCAGAACUGUUUCAAAAAUACCUCUUCUAACUUCCUCCCCUCAUCUCUCCCCUCUUCUUCUCCCCCCUCUCUUUUACCCUCUUUCAUGCUUCUAAUUUUGUCUUUCUCUUUCAGACUCACCUGAUGGAUAAGGUGAAGGAUCUGUAGGUGUAUCGUGUUAUAACAACUAUUUAUCUCUCUCUCUCGCUCCAUCCCUCCCCUCUCUCUCUCUCUCUCAUCUCUCUCUCUCCAUCCCUCCCCCCUCUCUCUCUCUCCAUUCCCUCUCUCGCUCUCAUCCCUCCCCCCUCUCUCUCUCUCUCUCUCCAUCCCUCCCCCCUCUCUCUCUCUCUCUCCAUUCUCCUCCUCUCUCUCUCUCCUCCCCCCCUCUCUCUCGCUCAUCUCUCCCUCUCACCUCUCUCCCUCCUCUCCUCUCUCUCUCUCUCCAUCCCUCCUCUCUCCUCUCUCUCUCUCCUCUCCAUCUCCUCCUCUCUCUCCUUCCAUCCCUCCCGUCCCUCUCUCUCUCUCUCUCUCUCCCUUCUCCCCUCCCUCUCCCCCUCUCCUCUCUCCUCUCUCCUCUCUCUCUCUCUCCUCUCUCCGAUGCCUGCGUCCUCUCCUGCUCAUCCCUCCUCUCUCUCUCGUCUGCUCUCUCCUCUCUCUCUCUCUCGCUCUCUCUCUAUAUAUCUCUCUCCCUCCCCUCCCUCCUGUAGACUCUGAAGCACCAGAUGGACAAGGAGAAGGUGAAAGGGUUCUGUCAGUGUAUUGUGGCUAACAAAGCCAGGGAGGGCAUCAGUCACAUGAUCCAGUCCAGUGGGUUAGGAGGAAUGAGGCACAACACUGUGGUUAUGGGCUGGCCCCUGGCCUGGAGGCAGAGUGAGGAUCCACAGUCCUGGAAGACCUUUAUCAGUGAGUACAGUACAGGAGAGGAGAGGAGAGGAGAGGUGUGUGUGUGUGUGUGUGCUUGCUUUCUCAUCAGGCAUCACGGCAAAAGCCAUGAGGCAAGGGGAAAUCAAGAGGAAUCAUUGAAUGGUACCAUUACUGCCAUCUGUUUGUCAAGCAAGGCAACUGGCCCUUUGAAUUUGACUACCUGCUAUCUAACUUUGAGCCAUUGCAGUUUGACUAAACAGUGCCCCCUCUCUCUCUCUGUGUGCGUGCGUCCUCCAGACACGGUGCGUGUGACGACAGCGGCUCACCUGGCCCUACUUGUGCCCAAGAACAUCUCUCUGUUCCCCGGCAACAGCGAGCCCUGCGCGGAGGGAUACAUUGAUGUGUGGUGGAUCGUCCACGACGGGGGCAUGCUCAUGCUACUGCCCUUCCUACUGAGGCAACACAAGGUCAGAUAAAGGAUGUGUUUGUGUCUACUACACUUUAAAUCUGACAUUUAGUCAUAUCAUUUAGUCCUAUCAUUUAGUCCUAUCAUUUAGUCAUAUUUAGUCAUAUCAUGCCAUCGUCCUCUCGUAGAGAGAAAGGUUGUGUACACCUGUAUGUGACUCAUGUUGUUGUGUUUCCAUCCCCAGGUGUGGCGUAAGUGUGCGAUGCGUAUCUUCACGGUGGCUCAGAUGGAGGAUAACUCUAUUCAGAUGAAGAAGGACCUGGCUACCUUCCUCUACCACCUCCGCAUAGAGGCUGACGUUGAAGUGGUGGAGAUGGUAGGUUUUUGCAUAGACCUAAUAAUAACUUGAGACCCACGCACAUUACUCAAACGUUCAUGUAAAAAUGCCGGAGCGUACUGUUGAUCAAGAAAUAUUUUUGUAUUUCGAUAUUGAUCGCCAGCUAAGAGCUAUAUGUUAGGCUUUGUUCAUUUGACCCAUGAGAAACUGUCUUUCUCUCCCCCUCCCCCUCUCCUCUCUCCUCUCUACCCCUCUCCUCUCUACCUCUCUCCCUCUCCUCUCUACCCCCUUAUUCUCUCCCCCCCUCUCCCCUCUCCUCCCUCCCCCCUCUCCCCUCUCCUCUCUACCCCCCUCUCCUCUCCUCUCUACCACCUAUUCUCUCCCCCUCUCCUCUCUCCCCUCUCUCCUCUCUACCCCCCUCUCCUCCCUCCCCCUCUCCUCUCUCCCCCUCCCCCCUCUGCUCUCUCUCCCCCUCUCCUCUCUCUCUCCCCUCUCUCCUCUCUACCCCCCCUCUCCUCUCUCCCCCUCUCCUGUCUCUCUCCCCUCUCUCCUCUCUACCCCCCUCUCCUCUCUCCCCCUCUCCUCUCUCUCUCCCCUCUCUCCUCUCCUCUCUAACCCCCCUCUCCUCUCUCUCUCCCCCUUCCUGUCCUCUCUCCCCUCAUCUCUCCGUCUUAGGCCCCCCUCGUCCUCUCUCCCCUCUCUCCUCUCUAUCCCCCCUCCCCCCUCUCCUCUGUCCCCCUCUCCUCUCUAACCCCCUCUCCUCUCCCCUCUCCUGUCUCUCUCUCCCUCUACCCCCUCUCCUCUCUCCCCUCUCUCCUCUCUCCCCCCCUCAGUCCUCUCUCCCCCUCUCCUCUCUCCCUCUCUCCUCUCUCCCCCUCUCCUCCUCCCUCUCCCCCUCUCCUCUCUCCCCCUCUCCUAUCUCCCCCUCUCCUCUCUACCCCCCGCGGUCCUCUCUCCCCCUCUCCGUAUCUCUCUCUCCCUCUCUCCUCUCUACCCCCCUCUCCUCUCUCCCCUUCUCCUCCCCUCCCCCCUCUCCUCUCUCUCUCUCCUCUCCUCUCUCUCUCCUCUCCUAGCAUAACAGUGACAUCUCAGCCUACACCUAUGAGAGGACUCUGAUGAUGGAGCAGAGGUCUCAGAUGCUCAGACAGAUGAGGCUGUCCAAGUCUGACCGAGAGAAAGAGGUGCGGAUGCCUCAACAAGUGUGUUUGUUUCAUAGUUCUGUUUCCAUAUGUGUGUGUGUGUGUGUGUGUGUGUGUGUCAGUGUGUGAGUGAAAGUUCAUCUUCACCUCAUCUGCCUAUCGUUGUGUUCCUUAGCGAGUUCGCUGGAGUUUAGAUGAAGUAAGUUUGCUGUCUGCUCAGUAGUAAUUGACUCCCAGCUGUCUCGUAGACUACGUAGUGCUAUCCUGCAGCCUACAUAUCUCUAGACAUAAGCUGUCCUGUGUUAGAGAGUGUGUAUCAGGGUCGUAUUCAAUAGGCACCGAACGGGAGAAAACGGACUGAAACAGGGAGGGGACGGCCUGAACUUGCCUAACAAGAAACACCCGUUUUUGUUUUCCAUUGCAAAACGUUUUGCUACGGUGUUCCUUAAUGAAUACCACCCUCUACUAGGGCUGGGUGAUAUGGCCUAAAAAACACAUCAUAUUUCUUUUCAAACUUAUGGCCGAUUCACGAUAUAUAUCUCGAUAUAUAAAAAAAAAAAAUUAUGACGUUUUCUCUAAAUAGUCUUUGUUGCACAAUUAAAGGACAAUACACAGCAUUUCAGACAGUCAGGAAUAAUCUAAUUAAUUUUGGGCUUAUAAAAUUAUACCUAAGCUAAAUAUAAGCCUUCCACAACCAUAAGACCCAUUCAUAAUUUAACUAUUUUAACUUGCUUUUUUGCAAUAAUCACUGAUCUGGCUUUCAAGUCUGUAUAUGAAAAUGCAACUUUUCUUACAAAAAUAACUAUGCACAUCCACUAAUAAUGGUAGCAGGGAUUAUAGAAAAUUAAUUCCAGUCUCAUAAACAAUCUCUCAAGCACAAGCCCAUGUGCUAGUGAGUAGCCAGCUAAUCUUUCUAUUUAAAGUCUAGCCAACUUGGAUCUAUUUGCUUGCUAACAAGGUAGAACAGUUGAACUGUUAUUAAUACACACUUCAGUCCGUCUCCAACAGUUUGAACAACAGCCUGUUCACUUUGUUUAGAUAUUUCAAUCAAGUAGCCUACCUUGAUAAGAUGCUUAUUUCUCAGAAUGAGAACGAGUUGCCAAUUCCUUAUAUAAAUGUGUAUUUUUAUGGUCAUUGCACAUUUCUAUAUAAAUGUGUAUUUUUAUGGUCAUUGCACAUUUCUUAACCACAGACUAGACAGCUAGCACAUAACAGUCUGUGGUUAAAAUGCCGAUAGCAGUAUAUGGUACUGCAAUGCUGCACGUGACAGAAAGUGAGCAUUCAUUUUCCACACUCAUGUUCAUUGAUCCUCUGGUUUUAGUAGGGUCUGCUCUGUUCUACAUUUUGGGAGUUGAGACAUAAAAAGGGUAUCGUUGGAAAGUUCUCGUCUAUUACAGUAAAAUAAUGUCUCAAAGCGUUUCGGUGUCCAUAUGACAGAUUCUGUUGGACCAAACCUCAAAUGCAAAUAGCGAGUUUAAACUGCUUGUUGUCAGAGAGGAAGAAGUGAUCUUUAAGUCUUUUGAGUGGCAGGGGGAGGGGAUUGGUGUCUGUGUGCAAGUGGGAAGGCACACAGCACAGAAGGAGGAGGGGCUUGGUGUCUGUGUGCGAGUGGGAAGGCGCACAGAAGGAGGAGGGGCUUGGUGUCUGUGUGCGAGUGGGAAGGCACACAGCACAGAAGGAGGAGGGGCUUGGUGUCUGUGUGCGAGUGGGAAGGCACACAGCACAGAAGGAGGAGGGGCUUGGUGUCUGUGUGCGAGUGGGAAGGUACACAGCACAGAAGGAGGAGGGGCUUGGUGUCUGUGUGCGAGUGGGAAGGUACACGGCACAGAAGGAGGAGGGGCUUGGUGUCUGUGUGCGAGUGGGAAGGUACACAGCACAGGAGGAGGAGGGGCUUGGUGUCUGUGUGCGAGUGGGAAGGUACACAGCACAGAAGGAGGAGGGGCUUGGUGUCUGUGUGCGAGUGGGAAGGUACACAGCACAGAAGGAGCGAAGGAGACGAGACCAAAAAGACAAAACGCUCAUAAAAACAUUAAAUAAAUUACCUUGAUUCAGGCAUUUGGAACAUCGCGUUAAAACAUAUAUUCAAAUGAAUUGGAUAUAUCGCCCAGCCCGACCCUGUACUCAGUGACUGUGUGUCUUUUGUAGGUGUCUUUUUCUCCCAGGUGUGCGAGAGAGAGAGUAUUUGUAAAUGUGUGUGUUACACAUUCUCUCCGUCAGGCCCAGUUAGUAAAGGACCGUAACUCCAUGCUUCGGCUAACCAGCAUUGGCUCUGACGAUGACGAAGACACCGACGGGGGUGGAGGCCCCACAGGAAAUGCCGAAAAGGGAGGAGGAGCAGCCGGAGGAAGGGAAAGGGAUGGAGGGAUGUCAGCCUCGGAGAACAGACGAGUCCACAUGACCUGGACCAAGGAGAAAGCCUUGCAGUACAGAGCGACACACUCCGGCUGCAGUACGCCAGAGGGCUUCAGAGACAUGCUCAGCAUCAGGCCGUAAGUCACACACACACACACGCAUGGACACACACACAUGCAUGCAUGGACACACACACACAUGAAUGGAGGUACACACACAAAUGGAUAUUGAUGAUUGUUGUUAUUAAUGAUGUCUUUCUCCCAGGGACCACUCCAACGUGCGGCGGAUGCACACGGCCGUCAAGCUCAACGAGGUCAUCGUCAACAAAUCCCAUGAUGCUCGGCUGGUCCUGCUCAACAUGCCGGGACCGCCACGGAACCCAGCCGGAGACGAAAACUGUAUCCUUCACUUCCUGUAUGUCUCUUCCUGUGUACCAGGGUUGGACUCAAUUCCAUUUCAAUCCAUUUCUUUUUCACCUCCUUAAUUGAGUGAAUUGAAAAUGAACCGAUAUCUGUGUGUUCUGUCAUAGCUAUAGAAGACAGUAGUAGUUGUGGUAGUUACAGUAUGAUGAUUUUUAUUGUUAUUGAGAACUUUUCCUAACAGUGGACCAGUCCUUAACCGAUGGUCAGAUAUGGAAUUUCUGGAAGUUCUAACUGAGGGAUUGGAACGUGUCCUAUUGGUCAGGGGUGGAGGAAGUGAAGUCAUCACCAUCUACUCCUGA